Molecule: messenger RNA, 7575 nt
Organism: Macrobrachium nipponense
Lineage: Eukaryota; Metazoa; Arthropoda; Malacostraca; Decapoda; Palaemonidae
Product: putative neural-cadherin 2
Exons: 25
Coding region: 49-7575 (2508 amino acids)
Biological process (GO): calcium-dependent cell-cell adhesion; cell-cell junction assembly; homophilic cell-cell adhesion
Cellular component (GO): catenin complex; plasma membrane; adherens junction
Molecular function (GO): cadherin binding; calcium ion binding
Source: RefSeq, a predicted model, not a curated record
GGAGGCCAGGUGUUCACACGAUCGUCCAGGUGGCUGUGGCAGACGUAAAUGACGAAUCCGCCCGUCUUCGCUGAUCCCGAUCCCUACGUCACCAUCAUCGAGGAGGACGACAGGCACCUCCCAACUACCCUUAUCAAGGUUGAGGCCAAUGACCCGGACCAGUCGGACGAAUCUGGGCUUUUAUACACUUUGCGGGGAGAUGGGGUUGAUGGUUAUUCUCCGGAAGACGCCUUCUUCAAGAUAAAUCCUCGUACGGGAGACCUUAUGCAGUUGAGGGCACUCGAUCGUGAUCCACCAAAUGGGAAAAGAAUAUGGAAACUGAGAGUCAAAGUCCAGGAUGGUCAGGAACCAUGGAAAGCUGGAAAGCGAAUCAAAGGCACGAAGACCACUUCAGUGAACGAGAGGAAUCGCUUGCCAUCGUGGGACUAUGAAAAUGGGUUUCAAAAUGACCAGCCGAUUGGAGAUGCUCUUGGAGGACCCGAAGAAGUAACUAGGCCUAAAAAAAUCAGUGGUUUUAAAUGGGAAAGUUCCAAAGUUCGUGAAGAUGAAGUCAAGAGUAGACUGUGGGAGACAAAAGGCAAUGGGUAUGAUCGACUUGUGUCAAGUGCAAGAAAACACGCUUGGACGCGAGAAAGAAACCGUAAAUAUAAAGCAAUGCCAAUCUUUUGGACAAAAUCGAAUGACAGGCAAAACCCGCACACACAGCAUUCUUGGAAAUUAAAAGAAAUCAGUUAUAAAGAGACCAAACAGCUAUCCUGGAAUGACCAAGCUAGGUUUGGUAUUCCCAAGUCUGUAUACAAUUACAAGAAUGAGGAAAAUGCUCACCAAAAUAGCUGGGAACUCUCUAAGAGUAUAAGAGACGAGAAAAGAAAAUAUAAAUUGGUCAGUAGACUUGAAUCCAAAGCAAAGGAGACUGAAGAAGUUGAUGAAGCAACAGAAUCGAGCAUCAGUAGCAGGAUAUCCAAUAUUGGUGAUCAUACUUGGCAUGUUAAUCGGCUAAGAGAAAGCCUAAGUGAGUCAACCAACAGAAGAACAGCAGAUGGACACAGAGUAGUAGUUGAAAAUGCAAAACAAGGAAGAGGUUUAGAAGAACAAGGAAUGAAGGACAGAAUUUCACUCAGAAAAUCAAACUCUGGAGGGUUCUUUCUUUCAUCUCCAGACACUUCAAGUGCCAGUGGUAACGAACAAGCUCCUGAACAGAGCAACGAAUUGUCGAAAUCAAGUUUUAACUCUUUUGCACCUGUCAAAAGCCAGAACACAAAAUCAACGAGUCCCAAAGAAAAGGUGAAAAAGAUUUGGGCAAGUGAUAGCGGAAGUCAGCAUAAAAAAUCUAAAUCCAGCAAAGUUUUCCAAAAAGGUGACAGUGUCUGCAAAGGUCAGAUUUCCACAUGUGACCUGAUUCCUGAAGUUAAAACUGCGAAACAAAUCAGAAAGAACACCCCGUCCUCAUGGAGUCUGAAAACAAGAAUUAAAUUCAAUGACGAAACAAAACUUCAUAAAAUUGAGAGCCAUACCGAUGAUUCACUUGCCUACUUUAUUUCUCGUGACAAAUUCAAGAAUCCUCACAUUUCCGGAAAUGCUAAUUUGAAAUCCUCGACCUCUGACUGGGAAGAAAUCGAAAAUUCUGAUGAAGGACAGUUGCGAAAAGAGUCAGAGUUUGUCAAAAAGGCAAAGAGGUCUUCUGAUGGGGUAUUGGAAAGAAAACGUAAAAGCAGUAACAUUUUAUUUGAAAGCAUCUCCACCAUCCAAGUGCCCAUAGAAUCUACAUCAUCUGUGAGUACAGUGAGUAAUUUGGAAAGUAUACAAGAAUCUGGGGACCAAUUUAAAUCUGAUCAUUUAAAUAACAUUAAGGAAAAGAAAAUUGAAAGUUUCCCCAGCCACUCUGUAAAAUCUACAGAGGCAAGUUCUUCGAUGUUAGUUUCAUUAAGUAAUGAUACCAAAAAUACCCCUACAACUCCAUUACCUCAGGGUAAAAUUAACUUUGUAAGAGAAGGAGUCAUUACUGAAAGUGACGUACUUUCCACGGGUGUCACAGCAAGUUCGACUAAAUUAGAUAAGUACUUUCAUAAUAUGAAGUCUGAUUAUUCAAAACCCACAGUCUCACCAAAGUUACUUGAUCAACAAAUGAACAAUUUUACUCACAGAAAUUCCAGCAACACCUCAUCACAUAAAACGACUGAGACUCUAAGAUAUCCAGAGAAUAAAUACCCAAGUUCUCCUGUAGGUCAGACCCAAAACGAGAACCUUUUGUUGACGUCGAGUGGCAAAAGAAAUAUUUCUUUAUCAGAUACUAAGAAUCUUUUCCCUGUCGCCAGAAAGCGACAGAUCAGAUCAAGCACUCAAAGUUACAAGUCAGCUGUCAGAAAGCGAGAGAGCAAAUGGGUUUUGCAGAAACCGAGAGGCAAAGGCUGGCUUUCGAGAGGGGCCAGGGACGUCUUUAUGGAAUCUCCCUUCGAUAUGUUUGACUUGGACGAGGAAGAAUGCUACGAGGCUUCGCAGGUCAGUGGAUCGGUGACCGAUAACGCCGGGAAUCAAAAGGAAAGUCCGGUACAUGAGGUGGAGAUCCUUGUGACAAUCGUUGUCAAGGACAUUAAUGACAACGCGCCUAUUUUCCCCAACGUGACGAUGUUUGGAGAAGUACAGGAAAAUGGGCCAGUGGCCCUCUCGGUGGUGGAAGUGUCCGCCUGGGACGCUGACGACGCCACCGAAGGCACCAACGCCCGCAUCACCUACGCCAUUGAGAAGAACGUCAUCCACGACAAGACCGGAGAGGCCAUCUUCAGCGUGGACCCUCACUCCGGGCUGGUGACGACCGCCCUCUGCUGCCUGGACAGGGAGACGACGCCCGAGUACCACAUUCAAGUGGUGGCUGCCGAUGGAGGAGGACUCAAAGGCACAGGCACAGUGGUCGUUCGCCUGACGGACGAAAACGACAAUUCUCCGCGACUUGCUCGACAAUACUGGGAGCUGGAAGUGGACGAGACGUGGGGGGACGGUCCCCCGAACAACAUGACCCUCCUGGAGAUGACAGCUGCAGAUCCAGACACGAAGAAUCACUUCUCUUACAAGAUCGUUGAGGAAAGCGGUUGGGGGUGGGACCACUUCGGCAUCCGGUCUACUGGGGCAUCCGGUCAGCUCUAUGCCCUGAGGACACUGGAUUAUGAGGACGAUACCCAUCGCCAGGGAUUCAAGUUUAUGGUCCAAGUCACUGAUCGGGGGGAGGGCGGAUUUGUCGACCCCAGACAUCAGGACACGGCCUGGGUGGGCGUAAAACUCCGAGACCUCAACGAUAAUCCACCUCAAUUCGUCCGUCCUCACGCCCACGUGACGAUAAGCGAAGACGCCCCCCUGGGAACUUUGCUGACUUCCGUGUCCGCCCACGAUCCAGAUGUUGGGGGAGCCGGUCAAGUGGACUACUCUGUGGUGGGCGGUUGGAACUCACUCCAGGUGGACAAGAGCGGAGGCGUGAGGCUGUUCCGCCGUUUGGACCGCGAGGCUGAAGGCGGCGCCCUGGGCGUCGCCAAAAUCCUGGGCACAGACAGAGGUGAGCCGCCCCUAACUGCCACCGCUACCCUGACGAUGACGGUCACAGACGUCAACGACUGUCCCCCUCGCCUUCUUCCUCCGGACGUCCUUCACGUGAUAGAGGGCGCCCCUCCCGUCCUGCUCGGUGUCCUGACGGCUACUGACGAUGAUAUAUGGGCGUUGGGGCAUGGACCUCCCUUCAGCAUGUCGCUGUCGCCGUCGAAUCCUCCUUAUGUCACGGAUCUCGUCAGCCUGAAGUUCCAUCAACACGCAGACAGCGGCCGGGGAGGAGCAGAGUUAUGGACCCUAGGAUCUCUGGAUCGCGAGACCCAUCGAACGCUCCCUGUAGAAGUCGUGAUUAGCGACGCAGGAGGACUCAACAGGACACAGACAGUAACAGUUGUCGUCAAUGACCUGAACGACAAUCCCAUGAAGCCAGCUGCUAAGACAGUCUACCUGUGGAAGACCCAGGGCAGCGGAUCAGAGGCGCCCUUAGGUCGCGUGUACGUGGAUGACCCAGACGACUGGGACCUAGCGGACAAGAAGUUCCGGUGGGCCGGGAAGCCUCAUCCCCUCUUCACACUGAACGCCGAUGACGGUUCCAUUUUUGCCUCCAGCCUCGUGCGAGAAGGAAGGUACCUGCUGCACUUUGCGGUGAGUGACCGAGUGUGGAGUCAGGUGGGUGUUGCUGCCAACGUCACUGUGGUGGUCAGGACCUUGACCCACGAUGCCCUGACCCACGCUGCACCAGUCCUCCUGACUCCUGUUACUCCAGCCGACUUGACCAGGGGGUGGACACCCACGACUGGAGGUGGACGUCUUGGAAAACUGCUGGAGGCAGUUCACGACAUCAUUUCGGAAGGUCCCUCCCCCCACAAGGUAGAAGUGGUCAGCGUCUACGGGAACACCGCUCUUCCGGGGAUCACUCCGACGGUCGCCUUCACUUCUCCCAAAAUUGAAUCGUCAUCCAGUCACCUGCAAGAAAGGGAACAGCCAGUUGGUACUAAUUCACCCAGUGAGCAUCCAGCGCCAACUACAUGCGUCUGGGUGAGCGUGAAGGAUGACAAGGAUGCUUUUGUAGACCCUGUCAGGCUACAGGGCUUGUUGUCUCUCCGCAAGGAUAAGCUGGAGAAAGCCACUGGUCUCUCAGUGUCCCUGAAGGACCCGCCCCCUGUCUUCGAUAAGAAAGGCCUCUCGGUCAAGCAGGUCCCUAGGAAGGACACGGUGAGUGGAGGGUAUCACCCAAACCUCGAAGGACCAGAGGACUCUGCUCUCUCUACUCUCAAGUUGUCCUACGAAGACGGAGCCUCUGUGACCUCUCUGGCUUCCACAGCUCUUCCUCUUCAGGUUGUCGACACGAACAUGACCUCGUUGGUGACUCCUCUCCUCAUCCGAAGCCACAAGUGUGUGUCCCAGGAGAGUCCGAGGGGUCACGCCCACGCCUCUUACGACUCUGACACCUGCGCGCCCUCUAGCUGCCUCAACGGAGGCAGGUGCGUCAGAUUCCCUUCUGGAAGCAGGUGCGUGUGUCCGGGAGGAUCCUGGGGUCCUCAGUGCAAGAUCCUCUCCAGGACCUUCCGUGGAUCUGGCUGGGUGUGGUUGAGGCCUCUGCCUCCCUGCCUUCCCACAACGCUGUCCCUUCGUGUCCUGACGCGGAGGCCUCACGGGUUGCUCCUUUAUUCGGGUCCCCUCGCCCCACACUCGGAGCCCUUUGGCUCCUCUUACUGGAGUCUCCCCUCGCCCAUGUUGGCUCUGCAGGUGGUAGAGAGUAAGCCUCAGCUUAUCGUCGAAGGGAUUGGGAGUUCUUUCGUCCUCACAGUCAAUGCGUCGGUCACUGACGGCGAGUGGCACACUGUACACCUUCACUUGCAUCAACAGAGAGUAGCCAUGAUGGUGGACUUCUGUGGGUUGGGGUGGGACGAGAAGGCCAGCGACGAGUCUCAUUGCGUUGCUAGAAAGUCCUGGGGACUUCCAGGAGGUCUGAGAGAGUGGGAGGUACUGGGUCCUCUACAGAUAGGGGGUCUAGCUCAAGGGCCACAGCGACCGAAGGAUUAUGGAUGGAGUCAAUCUCCUACGCCUUAUCCGCUAGAUGGGUGUCUUUCAGACUUGAAUAUAAAUGGUCAGCUAAUGGACUUGGGAGAGCCACCAUGCAGCAAAGACAGCACAGCUGGCUGCCAACCGCAAGAGACAGCAUGUCUAGGUGGCCCGGGAACGUGUGGCAUCAGAGGCGCCUGUUCGGGCGGACUGAAUCACCCUGAGUGCCAUUGUGACCCUGGUUGGACAGGAGUCCGUUGCGACACCCCAACGGCCCCAGCCACUUUGGGCCCAAAGUCGUACAUGAAACUGGCGUUGUCCUUCACCCCUUCGUCAAGAGUGGUGAGCGUCCAGCUGAGGGUCCGGACGCUUGGCGAGUCGACAGGGAUGCUAGUUCGUCUUGCCGCUCAGCACACGCAGCAUUCUUUCACUGUUCACCUUCGAGCUGGGGUGGCCUGUGCGUCAGUGUCGGGCGCAGGGUGGGCAGCCAGGGUUGUAUGCGUCGAGGGCAGAGUCGUAGGAGAUGGUCAGUGGCACACCGUGAGAGCCGAGAGACACGGCCACAGUCUCCUGAUCAGCGUCGACGGAGGAGACGAAGGGCGGGUCAACAGAUCGAUCCCUUCCCUGAUGGCUCCUGGGAGGCCCAGCAGCCUCCAGGAGGAAAGUGCGGGCCCGCCAAUGCCUUUGGAGAUCGACAAGCAUGACGGAGUGACGGUCGGCGGACUUCCCGAGUUCCUGGGCGUCAAACUCGUGACUGUUGCAGAGGACUUGCAAGAUACUUGUAUAGAUGACUUGAGAGUGUCAGAUCGCCAGCUGCCGCUUCCCCCCGCAGUCAACGGCAGCACCUGGGGCCAAGUGACCACCUUAGACGGAUUCAUGAAGGGCUGCAACCCUCCCACCUCCUGUGUGAACGCGACCUGCGAUCCCCCGCUGUCCUGCCACGCCUCCUGGACGCAGCCUUCUUGCAGCUGCGGUUCAGGACGACAUCUGGUGAGAUCUACGUGUGAAGACAUCAACGAGUGCCUGCUCGAGCCGUGUCUGCACGGAGGGACCUGCUAUGACCUAAAGCCCGAUUACCUUUGCCUCUGUGGCCCGAACCACAUCGGCGGCAACUGUGAGUGGACCAAAGUCUCCAGUGCAGGUCACCCUCUAACCGAGCCGGCAGCCAUAGCGGCCGUUGCCCUGUCACUCCUCUUUUUAGUUCUCAUCGGAGUGUUCAUCUCCUUACGACACCACCGACUACGAACAGCCAGGGCUUUGGGUCGCCAGGAGACAGAGGAGAGCGUGGACAAGGACUCCAUCAUAGCCGUCAAAACAGGAUGCAAAGGCUCGGUGAUAACUCUCGACCAAGAGAAAAGGGAAACUUUCCUCGGGCUGAGGGGCCGAUGGAAGGAAACGGACGGAACCAAAGACACAAAAAGAAAAGGACCGGGGGACGAAUCGCACACCACCUUCCUCGAGUUGCUCAAACUCUCUCGGGCCAAACCUGCCAUGGAGACCAAAGAGAACAAAGGAGGUGACGCCGUGACCAGCAGUGGAGUCAGCGCUGCUGUCAUUACUUCCGCCGGGGUCAGUCAUAGUCAGGACACUGCACUGGUGGUACCCUCUCAGCACCAGCACCACCACUUACCAGGGGAAGACCUGAGAAAUUAUGCAUAUGAAGGCGAUGGAUCAUCAUCAGGAUCUCUUACGUCUACUUAUUUCUGGAACGGGAAAGUCGUAGUAUGGUGCUUAACUGGUAGUAGGAGAGCUCUCACACAGUUUUUCUCCAUCUGUUGCUGGCUAGGCUCUCACACAGUUUAUCUCAAUGUAUUGCUUGAAAGAUGUUACCUCAGGCCAUCUGGUGUUCCAAUUGAUUAUUGUGAAGGGGUAUCUCGAAGAGGGAUAUACACCUCUGACAAGAUUUUGAGCAGGUGGCUCGGCCUGACAGGUGGGAAAGGUUGUGGGCAAGGUUGGAAGCUCUUUCUCAACCCCAACGUUCAGUAUGGGCAAGAGCAUCUGGUACUUGUCUCAUAG